UACAUUCUUGUUAAGUUGUUAAAGAUUGACUCUUCUUUCAUGAUUGUCAUCAGAACUUUGGUUUUAUUUUCUAGCACCGGUACACCAAGGACAAGCCCUCAAACUACACCACUGUGUAUGAGACUCCUCUGAUGAUGCAAGCCUCAAACGUCUCAAAGAUGCAGAGUGAUAUUCCUUACAAAAGGGAAGUAAAGGAGAAUACAGGCAGCUUCUUCCAAGUCCAAGACACGCCAACGUACCAGCACCAUCUGCAGCUUACUAAGUAUGAGAGUGAUCAUAGGUACAAAGAUGAGGCAAAGUUCAUCAUGGAAAAAGGACACAGUCAGUACCCCUUCACUCCUGAGAUGUCCAGGGUGGAAGGUGCUGAAAAGAUCAAGUCUGAGCGUUUGUACAAGGAAAACUAUGAGAAGUGGAAGUCCAGGUACAACAUGGGUGUUGAUGAUCCCAAGAUUGUUCAUGCCAAGGAGGUGGCUUCUCUGCAGAGCGAGAACAGGUACAAGGAGCAGUAUGAGAAGGACAAAGAACAGGGGAAGUCCCUCACUGUGGAUUCUGUGAACAUCCAGAGAGCCAAAGAUGCCAUGGAGAUGGCAAGUGAGAUUAAGUAUAUGAGGGAAGCUCAGAAAGUGGCACAGAAGACACCGUUCAAUGCAGUGGAGUCUUUGACUUACAUGACAGCCAAAGCAGUGUCAAACCUCAACAGUCAGCUGAACUACACAGCAAAGCUUCGUGAGGCUUUAAGUCAGUACCAGCUCACAGCUGACAUCCCUGCUAUCAAGGAGGCAAGGAGGGCACAGCAGAUUCAAAGCCAGCAUAACUACACUAAAGACAAGCCAACGAAGUACACCACUGUUCCUGAUACUCCACUAAUGCUGCAAGCCUCCAACGUUGCAAAGCUGCAAAGCGAUAUUCCUUACAAGAAGGAAGUAAAGGAGAGUACAGGCAAGUUCUUCCCAGUCCAAGACACCCCGACAUACCAGCAUAUGCUGGAGCUAACCAAGUAUGAGAGUGACCAUAAGUACAAAGAUGAGGCUAAGUUUAUCAUGCAGAAGGGACACAGUCAGUACCCCUUCACUCCUGAGAUGACUCUGGUGGAAGAUGCAGAAAAGAUCAAAUCACAGCGCUUGUACAAGGAAAACUAUGAGAAGUGGAAGUCCAGGUACACCAUGCAGGUCGACGACCCCCAGAUUGUCCAUGCCAAAGAGGUGGCUUCUUUACAGAGCGAGAACAAGUACAAGGAGCAGUAUGAGAAGGACAAAGAACAGGGGAAGUCCCUCACUGUGGAUUCUGUGAACAUCCAGAGAGCCAAAGAUGCCAUGGAAAUGGCAAGUGAGAUCAACUAUAUCAAGGAGGCCAAGAAAGUGGCUCAAAGGAACACCCAUGGUGCUGUGGACUCCUUGGGCUACCUGACAGCUAAAGCAGUUUCCAACCUCACCAGCCAGGUGAAGUACACAGAGAAGCUCCGUGAGGCUCUGACCCAGUACCAGGUCACACCAGACAUGCCUGCCAUUCUGGAGGCACGGAGAGUGCAGCAGAUACAGAGUCAGCACAACUACACUAAGGACAAGCCGACAAAGUACACCACUGUGUAUGACACUCCGCUGAUGCUGCAAGCUUCCAACGUUGCAAAACUGCAAAGUGAUAUUCCCUACAAGAAGGAAGUGAAGGAGAGUACAGGCAAGUUCUUCCCUGUCCAAGUCACCCCGACAUACCAGCACCAACUUGAGCUCACCAAAUAUGAGAGCGACCACAAGUACAAGGAUGAGGCAAAGUUCAUCAUGGAAAAGGGACACAGUCAGUACCCCUUCACUCCUGAGAUGACUCUGGUGGAAGAUGCAGAAAAGAUCAAAUCACAGCGCUUGUACAAGGAAAACUAUGAGAAGUGGAAGUCCAGGUACACCAUGCAGGUCGACGACCCCCAGAUUGUCCAUGCCAAGGAGGUGGCUACACUUCAGAGUGAGAACAAGUACAAGGAGCAGUAUGAGAAGGACAAAGAACAGGGGAAGUCCCUCACUGUGGAUUCUGUGAACAUCCAGAGAGCCAAAGAUGCCAUGGAGAUGGCGAGUGAGAUCAACUACGUCAAGGAGGCAAAGAAAGGUGCUCAGAAGAACACACAUGGCGCUGUGGACUCCUUGAGCUAUCUGACAGCUAAAGCAGUAUCCAACCUCACCAGUCAGGUGAAGUACACCGAGAAGCUGCAUGAGGCCCUUACACAUUACCACAUCACCGCUGACAUGCCUGCCAUCCACGAUGCCAGAAGGGCUCAGGAGAUACAGAGCCAGCAUAACUAUACCAAGGACAGACCCACAAGCUAUACCACUGUGUAUGAGACUCCUCUUAUGAAGCAAGCAGAGCUGGUAGCCAAGCUGCAAAGUGAUAUUCCAUACAAGAAGGAUGUGAGGGAAGCUGAAGUGAAGCAGUUCCCUGUCCACGACACUCCAACCUAUGAGCACAUGCUGCAGCUCACCAAGUACCAGAGUGACCGUGUCUACAAGGACGACGCCAAAUACAUUAUGGAGAAAGGACACAGUCAGUACCCCUUCACUCCUGAGAUUUCAAGAGUGGAAGAUGCUGAAAAAGUCAAGUCUGAGCGUCUGACAAGGAAAACUAUGAGAAGUGGAAGUCCAGGUACACCAUGCUUGUGGAUGAUCCACAGAUUGUCCAUGCUAGAGAUGUGGCUUUGCUGCAGAGUGAGAACAAGUACAAGGAGCAGUAUGAGAAGGACAAAGAACAGGGGAAGUCCCUCACUGUGGAUUCUGUGAACAUCCAGAGAGCCAAAGAUGCCAUGGAGAUGGCAAGUGAGAUCAAUUACGUCAAAGAAGCGCGAAAGGAGGCACAGAGAAAGCCGUUCAGUGCUGUGGACUCAUUGACAUACUUGACAGCUAAGGCUGUUUCAGAACUGAAUAGU
Messenger RNA from Branchiostoma floridae (Florida lancelet), 2905 nucleotides. RefSeq names its product nebulin-related-anchoring protein-like. The transcript is spliced from 22 exons. The record is from RefSeq and is a predicted model, not a curated record. Gene Ontology annotation, molecular function: actin filament binding. The coding region runs from base 132 to 2759 and encodes 875 amino acids. NCBI's taxonomy places the organism in Eukaryota, Metazoa, Chordata, Leptocardii, Amphioxiformes, Branchiostomatidae.